This is a messenger RNA of Aspergillus nidulans FGSC A4, 663 nucleotides long. RefSeq names its product putative 2-hydroxychromene-2-carboxylate isomerase. Gene Ontology annotation, molecular function: glutathione peroxidase activity; glutathione transferase activity; oxidoreductase activity. Lineage: Eukaryota; Fungi; Ascomycota; Eurotiomycetes; Eurotiales; Aspergillaceae. Gene Ontology annotation, biological process: glutathione metabolic process; cellular oxidant detoxification. The transcript has 4 exons. The coding region runs from base 1 to 663 and encodes 220 amino acids. The record is from RefSeq and is a predicted model, not a curated record. Gene Ontology annotation, cellular component: cytoplasm.
AUGGCUGCGCCAAAGCUAACUCUGUACUAUGACAUUGUCAGUCCUUUUGCGUGGAUUGCAUUCAAGAUCUUACGGGACUCCCGUACGUUCAGCAAAUGCGAUAUCACCUACGUGCCCGUUCUCCUGGGCGGGAUACUGAAGGCCACUGGGAAUACUCCACCCAUUAGGAUUAAGAACAAGGAUAAAUGGAUUAAUCAAGAGCGUAUCCGCUGGGCUCGGUUCUUCUCCAUCCCGAUAGCAGAAACAUCGCCGGAGGGUUUCCCGCCCAAUACAGUCACCGUGCAACGUGCCCUUACAGCCAUCUCUCAGCAAUCUCCUAAUAAGUUGAUCCCUGCUACUGAGGCAGUAUGGCGGGAUUUCUGGGUGAAGGGGGACGGCAAGGCAACGCAGCCCGAGGUGUUUGUACCAAUUUUUGAGAAAAUACUAGGAUCGUCGCAGACAAAAGCCAUCAUGGAAGCGGCGAACGGGCCAGAAAUCAAGACGCUCCUGGGCGCUAACACCCAGCAGGCUCUUGACUCCGGCGCCUUUGGUCUUCCCUGGUUCGAAUGCACAAACUCCAGAGGCGAGAAGGAAGGAUUCUGGGGAAUCGACCAUCUCGGUCAGGUAGUUGAAUUUUUGGGCCUGGACCGCUCGCUGGAUCCUGGGUUCCGGGCAGUUCUGUAA